AUGUUGAGGACAAUAGUGAAACCUAGUUGUCAUUCGGCAACGAUUACUAAUAGGUUAAUUCAUUCACAAUAUAUUCAAAUUAGAAACAUUACAACAAAAAAUUCUGUCCUUAGGGAUAAUAUGUCAAUUAUUUCGGAUACAAGAACUUCGACGAUUCAACCACCAGAUACAGUAUUUCAGCAAUCAUUUCUUCGAUCAAAUUUUUUAAAUAAAAAUAAAAAUCGUCCACAGGAUAAUAUUAGUGCAGAAUUUAAAUUAUUUACUGGAACACAAAAUAGUGUAUCGUUGACUAUGGCUGAUAAGAGAGAUGUUAUGAGUCUUUGGUCUUUAUUAGAAGCUUGUUUACAAUCAAAUUAUACUGAAAGAUCAUUCUCUAUAUUAAAAUCAUUAUAUGAAAUCAAAUCACAUAGAAAGACUUUUAUUGAUGAUUAUAACUAUUAUUUUAAUCAUAUUGCUAAAGAUUUUAAAAAUGUUAAAUUGAUGAGUGAUAAAUUACAAAAAGAUUUAACUGUGCAUUUUGUAGAUAUUCAACCAAACGAUAAGACUGUAGCAAUUUUAAUUCAUCAAACUCUUAAAUUGGCUAGAAAAAAUAAUGAUAUUAUGAAUAAUUCAACACGACAAAAUUUAGAAUUAUUCUUUUCAAUGAGUUCAAGUGGGUUUAAGAAAAUUUGUUCAAAUAUAGACAUUUUAACUUUAGAUGAUUAUAAGACAUUACAUUUAGAUUUGGAUAUGAUUAGAGAUUACCAGAUUCCAACUAAUAUUAGAGAUCUUGUCGCUAGAAAAAAUAUAACUAUGAAAAAUGUUAGUUCAGAAGAUGUUAAGAAGAUAGAAAAAGAACAUAAUGACAAAAACGAUCAUAACGAUAUAGUUGUGAAUAGUACUAAUCUGGUAACUGAUUCUGUCACUUCUAAGGCUUCUGAACCCCCUAUGAAAUUAGAUGAAGAUGUUAAAACUGUAGAAAAGGAUGCAACUAAAUUAAUGAAUGUUGAUACUCUUGGUAUGAGAGUCAUUAAACAUACCUUAUUCGGUUUAUCAUUAAAUGAAGAACAAAAAGAGAAAAUUGCUAAAUUUAAUUUCGAAGCACCUGACAAUGUACUUGAUGUAAAUGAUAAAAGAACUGUUAAUUUUUAUGAAAUGUAUAAAAAUUUAAAGACUGACGAAGAAAAAGAAAUGUUUGAAACUACCUUGGAAGAAUUCAAUCAAAAUAGACAACAAACUUUGGAAGUUAGAGCUACUGAUGCAGCUAAAGAACGUUGGAGACAUGAUUUUGAAGAAGCUAAGGCAAGAGGUGAUUUAUCCAUACAGAAAUCGUUGAAUUCAAAACUUUGGAAAUGGUAUACAGAAAUGUUGCCAUUAUUAAAAAAAGAAAUUGAAGACUGUAAAAGAUAUUUAAAUAAAGAAACUCUUCAAAAAUCAGCAACAAAUAGGACAGAUUAUGCUCCUUAUUUAACAUUAGUAGAUCCAGAAAAAAUGUGUGUCAUUGUUAUUCUUGAAUUAUUAAAGCUUAAUUCUACCGGUGGUAUCUCAGAAGGAAUGAGAACAGCAAGAGCAGUUAUAUCAGCAGGGAAAUCGAUAGAAAUGGAAUUCAGAUCUGAACAACUUUUAAAGAAUGAAUCCUACCUAUUGAAGGAUAUAAAUAAGAAAUCUAAUGAGUUUAAACAAUAUGUUCGUAACGCCAAAAAAUCAUUAAGAUCAUUGAAAUUAGAUGAAUCAAAAAUUAUAUGGCCUCAACAAAUUCGAGCAAAAGUGGGUUCGGUAUUGAUUUCAAUGUUAAUUAAAGUAGCUAGAGUACCGGUUGAAGGUAGAGAUCCAAUUAGUGGUGAAAGGGUAUUUGGUGAUGCUCCAGCAUUCUCGCAUAGUUAUCAAUAUCAUAAUGGUGUCAAAUUAGGUGUUAUUAGAAUACAUCCCGCAUUAAUUCAUCAACUAAAUGGUGAAAGAUUAAUGGCAUCAGUUCAACCACAAUUAUUACCAAUGUUAGUCAAACCACGUCCAUGGGUAAACUGGAAAUCAGGUGGUUAUUAUUACUCUCAAUCUAGCUUAAUAAGAACCAAGGAUUCGCCUGAGCAAAUGGCAUAUAUCGAGGCAGCUUCAAAAUCGAAUGCUAUCGAUAAAGUCUAUGAUGGUUUGAAUGUCCUAGGUGAAACAUCAUGGACAGUCAAUCAAAGAAUAUUUGAUGUUGUUUCCAAAGUUUGGAAUAAUGGCAAACCAUUUUUAGAAAUCCCAGGUGUACAAAUAACUCCAAACUAUUUACCUCAACCUGCACCAGACGCUGAUCCAUCUGUAGUCAAUAGUUGGAAACAAAAAAAUAGGGAAAUAGCCAAUGAAUUUGCAGCCAAUAGAUCUAUGAGAUGUGAUAUGAAUUAUAAAUUAGAGAUUGCUAGGGCAUUCUUAGGUGAAAAAUUCUAUUUCCCUCAUAAUAUGGACUUCCGUGGUCGUGCAUAUCCAUUAUCACCACAUUUUAAUCAUUUAGGUAAUGAUAUGAGUAGAAGUUUGUUAAUAUUCUGGAAGGGUAAGAUGUUAGGGAAAGACGGACUACGUUGGUUGAAGGUGCACUUAGCAAAUUUGUAUGGUGUUAAUAAGAUUCCAAUUGAAGGUCGUGUACAGUUUGUCGAAGAUCAUAUGGAUGAAAUUAGAGAUGCCGUUGAAAAUCCUUUGAAUGGUAAGUUUAAAUGGUGGCAAACCGCUGAUAAACCAUGGCAAACAUUAGCUACUUGUAUUGAAUUAGUAGAAGCUUUGAAACUCGAAAACCCAGAAGAAUUCAUUUCUCACCAACCGGUUCAUCAAGAUGGUACUUGUAAUGGUUUACAACAUUAUGCCGCUCUUGGUGGUGACAUGGUUGGUGCUUCUCAAGUUAAUUUAAUUCCAGAUUCAAAACCAAAUGACGUUUAUAUGCAUGUCGCCAAUAUUGUCAGAGCAAACUUACAAAAGAAGGUAGAAGCUAAUCCAGAUGAUGAGAUUGCAAAAUUUUUCAUUGAGAAAUUGAAUAGAAAAAUUGUCAAGCAAACCGUUAUGACACAUGUGUAUGGUGUUACCCUAAUUGGUGCUACUCUACAGAUUGAUAAACAAAUACAUGAUAUGCUCGGUGAUAGAACAUUAUCUUUGCAAUACUCCAAGUAUUUAGCUAAGGCUGUAUUUGCAGCCAUUCGUCAAUCAUUUCAAGGUGCUCAUUUAAUUCAAGAUUGGUUGGGAGAAUGCUGUAAUAGAAUAUCUAAAUCAAUAAGGUUAGACUUGGAUAAAAAAUCCAUUGGGAAAGGUAAGAAACCAGAAUUCAUGACAUCUAUCAUUUGGACAACUCCACUCAAUUUACCAAUUGUACAACCAUAUCGUGAAAUUAGCAAGAAACAAGUGAAUACUAAUCUUCAAACUGUCUAUAUUAGUGAUCCAUUUGCUGUUAAUAAGAUUAACGCACGUAGACAAAAAGCAGGUUUCCCUCCUAAUUUUAUCCAUUCUUUGGAUGCCUCUCAUAUGUUAAUGUCAGCUACUAAAUGUAGGGAGGAUGGUUUGGAAUUUGCUUCAGUACAUGAUUCAUACUGGACGCAUGCAUCGGAUAUUGUCACAAUGAAUAAAAAUUUAAGAGAACAAUUUGUUGCAUUACAUGAAGUUGAUUUAAUUGAGAGAUUAAAGGACGAAUUUGAUGAAAGAUACAAAAAUUACGUUCAGAUAUCUAAAAUUCCAAAAUCUAGUGAUAUGGCAGCUGAAAUUAUGGCGCGUAAGGAUACUAUGGCUAUCGAACUUGGGAGAGCGGUUACAUAUGUAGACGAACUUCAAUUUGAACAAGAACGUCUAGCUCUUCUAAACUCGGAAUUUGAAGAUGAUGUAAAGAAAGGUCAAGAAAUGGUUACUACAAUUUCCUUGGCUAAAGGUAGUGAAGAACUCUUUUCUGAGAAAGAAAGAAAGGGUGAACAAAAUAUGUUGACUAUUUUAACACCUUUAGAGUUACCUGAAAUUCCAGCAAAGGGUGAUUUCGAUGUUGCCAGUGUUAAGGAAAGUACAUACUUCUUUUCAUGA
This is a messenger RNA of Maudiozyma saulgeensis, 4008 nucleotides long. The record is from the annotation of a GenBank genome assembly. Lineage: Eukaryota; Fungi; Ascomycota; Saccharomycetes; Saccharomycetales; Saccharomycetaceae.